Molecule: messenger RNA, 8952 nt
Organism: Ectocarpus siliculosus
Lineage: Eukaryota; Phaeophyceae; Ectocarpales; Ectocarpaceae
Source: the annotation of a GenBank genome assembly
AUGGACCUAAUGUUCCUGGCUGACAAAGCGGAACAGGAGGCGAGCAAGGAGUCCAAGAAGCUGCAGGACAUGCAGCGGGCGCCUUCUCACUCAGAGGAAGCCAGGUUCGACAGCCGAGUCGGACAGCGUCGGGUGUGGAUGACCAAGAACGAGGUGGCUUUGCAGAGCCGACUGAGGUAUCAGGAGGCCGUGGAGGCCCUACACCGAGUUCAGGCAGAGUGGGGGCCAGCUCUCGGUCUCGAGGUUUCAUCGUCAAAGUCGAGCUGUACAUCAUCGAGAGAGGGGAGUGUGGGGAUGAAGCAAGACGGAGCACUGCCGGAGGAUUACGCAACAAUUGGUAGCGGGGCUGUGGCAGGGGGGGUGACUGCCGUGCGAGAUGAGUCGCGGGUGGUCAAGCAAAAGCGAGUGGACACGUGGGUGGUGGACGGCGCGCCGUUCCCCGAAGUAAAUGGACGGUACAUGGAACGCGGUGUCUAUGGCGGCGCCCCACGCUACCGCAACCCGAACAAUAUCUUCCUAUUCCGGCACACGCUGCGCCGCUCGGAGGAGCUGGGGAUAACCCGCCAAACAUGUCUUCCAGAGAGCGAGCUACUCGGCGAGGAAGUCGAGUCCGCCGCGACGACGGCGGCGCUGUCGCUGGGGCGGGAGGUCUCUGGGAAAAUCGGGAUGGACUUCUCGCGCCUGGAAAAAGUAAGGCGAAACCACCAACGCAUCGCGCGUGCUGUGGCCAAGGUGGACGCACAGUUCCAGGAACAGAUGAGCGUCGCGUCAGCCACGUUGAAUGGAGUCGACAGGGCUGAGAAGAGCGGGGGUGACGCGGGCAGUGGUGCUGGCGCUGGGGAUAGGGUAACCUCGGCAGUCGGAGGGGGAGCAGAAAAAAGCAGGGACUUGGCGGUCAUGGCAGCGUCUGACGGCCCUAAGCUCACCUUUCAGGACAACACCAGCGAUGGAGACCGGGUGAUCCCUUGCGAAGAGCACGGGGUCGCUCCGCUGUGCAAGAGAUGGGUCGCACGCGCGUGCCCAAAAAGCCAGAUACAUUGCCGGUGUCGGCACUAUUUCAUCAGCAUCGCAGAAAAGGAUCGAAUGGUAGCAUGGAGGGAGGGGAACUGCGCCAAGACAGAGCUGGAAGUCCUUGCGUGUAUUGCCAAGAGAGAGGGCCUUCUUUCCACGGCGGAGCGGGAGGGCGUCGCCUGCAGCAGGAAUUUCUUGUCGGAAUCGAGGACCAAUGUGGAAGAAUCAGACGUGAUCUCUUUGCUGCGCCUAUUAGAUCAGCUCCGUCUCGCAUCAGUCAGAGUGGUCGAGGCUGUUUGCCUCUGGCGGGAAGACACGCAGGCGCAAAGGGUGAAGUCGGCGUUGUCUAGCAACGGCAACAUCUCCUCGGAACCAAGAACGCAAGAUGGGAAAAUACCCAAGGUCAACGCAGGGAAAGGGGAACCGUCGGGCGCUUUGGAGGCGGAGGAGCCAACACCGUCCUCGCUUGCGUCUUCCGACCGCCGGCAAGGGGGGGGAAAUAACGGGGAAUAUUCGGGAGUGGAGUCACGUUGUCCCAUGGACGACCAAUGUGGAGACCUCGACGAAAAUAGCAGUGGGAAUACAGAUCUCCGCAUCAAGCCCCCCAAGGCGCCGGUUGCUCUUGGCAGCCAUUCCGAACGCGGCGGCGGCGGGGGCGGUCAGUCCGCAAAGGGGAGAUGGGUCGCUACGAUGAUGGUUCCCGGACGCAAGCUGUGGGACUCGUCGCCGGCGAUGAUGUCCCAGUACAAGCGGUUCCGCAGGAGCAGGCAGGACCCCAAGAUCGCCAGAGAUCAGCUGUAUCUGGGGGUGUUCGAGACCAAGAACGAAGCCAUGGAGGCCUACGAUGAUGCUCUUUGUCGCGAGGCGGUGAAGCAGAGAUCGUCCGUGCUUCGAAUGCCCAAGAAACGCAUCGUCACCCGUACCUGCGGCAAGCACAUGGCGAUCCAAUCGGACGACACCCCGUCGGGGCGACCAUGCGAGCAGUGCGCCGCCGAGGCCCUGAACGGCGGCGUCAAGCACUCGCCGCCGUACAUCUGGAACAACUCGAACUACCUCCUCAAGAUGACCUGGGACCUGGAAUUCUUGGCUAGCGUGGACCCGCUCGUAAGCUGGUUGGGGGCUGGUGGUGGUAAGGCUUUCGACCUCAAGGGCAACCCCUUCCUACUGGCUACUGCUGGACACGACGACGAAGAGGAGAUCGUGGAGGGCCUAGGGAGAGCAAGCCUGGCGUCAGGCGAGCCGUCCGCCGGCAUUGGUUUGCCUAGAGUGCCUUCAGCACUACCCUUGGCAAACCGCACCGACGUCGUCGUUCACCCGGGCAACUCCCCCCUCCCUAGCACCGCCCCGUCUUCUCUCCCGGCCCCAUUUUCGCGGUGCCUAGGAAACAACCAGGCAGAGGAGGAUCUCGUUGUCGCCCCACCCCCCCCUCAACAGCAGCAGCAUGAGCAGCAGCGCUCAUGGACGACCCCUGCGUCGAUCUCUCACCACGCGGGUGACGGUGACAUCAACGACGACGACAACACAGUCUCGGCGAGGACGUCGUGUGCGAUGUCGGCAAUUACUACCCCGAGGGCCGCGUGGGCGGAUGAGGGACACCCGGAUCUGGACGAUGUUGCCUUCGGAGGAAGUAGUGGCCUGGACGACAAUAGAAGCGUUGCUUCCGGCAGCGCUCCUCGCAGCGACGCGGAUGGUAGUUUCCAGGGGGAACGAGAGGAUGCGUUGGCGACGGUUCCAGAAGUCAGUGCUGCUCGGCGGCCGAGGCAAGCCGCCUUCGGAAGACCUACAACGAAGGUGACGAGGUUCUCGAACGGUGUGCAGGAAUGGUACGGAGAGAUUGCCAAAGAGGGGUGCUUUAUUUUCCCUUUCUCCCCCGCGAUCAACGACAACAACAACUUAUCGCUUAGCCGCCAACAGCGAGUACCAGAGGGGGUAGGACCAGGGUUCCCACCUCGCCAAGAGACAGGGACGUCCGUCGAAGUCUUAGACAUGAAAAGGGUUGAGGCCGCCCUGGCGACUCUCCACGAAGAGGAAGACAUUGCAGACGCCAUGUCCGGGAAGCCUCCUCGAGAGCGACGACGUAUACCCCCAGCUACAGCGGCAGCAGCAGCAGAACAAGGCGGUGGCCAGGGGGAGGGCGUAGGACAGAGCAGCACGGCAGCAAGCGGGAAAAGGCCAGAACGCACGGGUAGCGCAAGUGUUGCGGCAUCAUGUGGUGGUGAAGACGGAGAAUCAGCAACUGCAAGCGAGACGCGCGAUGCCCAGGCCGUAACGGGAGCAGGGAUAGCAGCGGAUGAAAGCCACCAAGCCUCGGGAGGUGGUACUGUCGAGGCGACAAGCAGGAAGCGGAGAAUGAGGGACGUGUUAGCGGUUUACAGACACAGGGGCGCACAGCUCGUGCUGGAACAGAGCCGAAAGCGGCACCCAUUUCGACAGGACGGGGUUUUCUGCCGCCAGGAUAGGGGAGAGUGGGCCGGUCAGCGAGGGCGAGUCGGCAGGAUGAUGCACAAACUGAUUGAACAGGGCCAGCCGAUCCAUCGCUUAGCGGGCCCUCGCCUUCGCGUACUGCUGGCCAAAGCCCGCGGCCUCGGCGGGGACCGCUUGACGAUAGAUAUCGCGGAAGCCGAGGCGGCUCUUCGACUGUUUGGCCGAGUGGAGAAGAGCGCCACCGUUAUUCAGGCGUUUGUGAGAGGUGUCUUCGGUCGAGAGGCGUCCAAGCGAUUCGUAGCCAUGAGGAGAAGAGAAGCCAGGCUCAAGAGGAUUACAAUGACGGCUGCUGGUGUCGUGGCCGAAGAGGCUGUAGGCGAGAUGCUUCACAGGUCCUUACGAAGGGCGACACGAAUUAUCAGGAGACCGGUAACGGCAAGCGUGGGCGUGUUCCAGCAAGGACGUAGGAUGAUCGUCAGCGCCUGUCCCCUCGAGCAACGGGACAUUGCUGGAGGUGCCCCAAAGGCCGCCACAGAAUGGCGUCAGUUGUGCAGCGCGUGCCAAGGAAGGUCGGCUCACCGUGUUUGGAGCUGCAAGCGCGACGUCGAGGAGAUAUUCAGAGGAGUGUGCACCUGUAGAACCGUCAGGCCUCCGGAGUCCGUGAGGCUAACUGCUUACGAUCCCAUCACCGGCGAACAGGUGCAAAUGACCGUUCCGGGGAAACAUCUCACCAAGUAUCUCUUGGUGAAGAGGGCAUUUGAAGGGGCUGAUGAGAGAUGCGUAGCACGAAGCGGCAGCAACAACAAUGUCGACAUCAAGAAUGCAUCAGAAGCGAAAGGACUUGUGAUGGCGGCAGCUAAGCUCUGGCCUCUGCCUUGGGGUACCGUCCUCGGAUACGGGAACCCCAGGAGGGAGGCCGGUAUGGUUGUUCGGUCAUUCUGGGAGCCUUGCCACGAGGCCAGGAAGGUGCAACAGAGUGCCGAGAAUGCACGCCUUGAUCUGCAGCAAUUGAGCGAGGCCGCGGUGAUAGCGCGACGAGCUGCCACAGAGGCUGCUGCCGUGGAAGAGAGUUCCCGAGCCUGGCACGAGAUGUGGCAGAUGAACGCCGAACACGUGGCCGGCCGGCGACGGGACCUGGUGCUCAAGUUCCUGUCUGAGAGCGAGAAGAGCAGGGAAGCCCUGGCGUUCAGCUGGAGGAGCGUGCAGCAGAUGGAGAAUAGAGACACGGAAGAUUGGACUCAGGCGUGGGACCCCUUCGAGAACGGCAACAACUGGAGGCAGCUAAUCAAACGGAGGGCGACCGAUCGAGCCCUCACUUCAUCCCUAAAGGCCCGGCUCUUUGCGCGAGAUGCCGUGUACCGUGCCCGAGAAGACCGGGCAGCUUCGAAGCACCGGGCUAACGAAGCCAGGGCCAAGGCAGAGAGGGCCGGCAAGGCGUUGGGAGAGGGCACCACACUAGUGGAAAGCUUGGAAAAGAAGGCCAAGGAGGCGAUCGACACAGCUACUAGGGCUCUGAAGCUGCUGACUAUCCUCUCGAGGCCAACCGUGAAGGCCGCCGGGCGGCUGCAGAAGCGACUGGUGAUCGAAGAAGGGGGACACGACCGCGAGCAGUGGGAUGCCCUUUUUCGAGGAGGCAUGGUGCUGGAAACGCCGGAGCUGAGUUACGUCAGCGUUAUAGAGUCGAAGCGAAAGUUUUGCGUUGCGACGAUCAGAAGGGAUGCAAGGACAGGGACGGUCAGGGUAACCGCUGCAGGAGAUGACAAGGCCGUGGACCUUUUCUCCGUCACCAUGAGCGCAGCUGAGGUGAUGUCGGUGGUGUCGGAGAAGGUCGGGGGUCGUCGGGGAAAGGAGCUGGUGGCGCCCAUAGUUAUGGAGGGCGGCUACGCCGCCAUCGGCCGCGUGCAGGAGGCGAGGAGGAAGGAGAUCUUGCAGGUGUUCGUAGAGUCUUUAAAGCUGGACAUCUACCAACACGAGUUGGCAAUCGGAAAGCUCUUCCUGAUCCGCCGAAGCGCCGAGCUUAAAUCUCGGUUGUUAGAGAGCCUGUGGCACCAAGACGCUGUCAUCGGCCGUUCAAGUGGCCGAGGGACGGAGAUCUUCCGGCAAUUCCGCCGCCUGGGCACGGGCUGGGCAGCAGUGGCGGUGUACGAGACGUGGGGCGACCUCUUCUUCGAGGCGUAUGACCCCACCACGACUUCCACCAUGACUUUGGAGACGAGUGUGCGUGAGGUACUCGGGAGCCUGCUGCCUUCUGACCGAGCGGCGGCGGCGGCCUACUUGCUCGCUGUCAGGACGGGCACGUUCCCUAGGAAGCUCAUGCGGCAGGUCUUGAACCGUCUGGAUGUGAUCCUUCCGGGUGAGAGUGGCCGCUGGUGGCGGCGUCCCAUCGACGGAGAAAUGCCGCACCUGGCUCUCAUCUCGACCGAAGCUCCACACAGCACCGCUAGCAACGGCAGAAACGCCUGCCAACAGUACCGCGGGCCAGUCUGGACGGAGGAGCGUUUCUCUUCGGGAAAGGCGGUGACGGCAAGAGUGCUCGUGUCCGCGAGGGGGGACUACCUGGUUGAGAUGGAAGCAAGAGACGCGAAGAAACAGAAGCGGAGACUGGGGUCGGGGUCGGAGGAGGACACGGGGCGGGCGGCGAAGCAUGGGCAAAGCCAUGCGCCAUCUCGUCCUCCUUCGUGUUUGGCCACAAGCGAUAGAGGUGUGCUCCGCUUGGAGGUGAAAGAUCAGGAGUUGCGGUCGGUGCUUCGCGCUGUGGACAGGGAGCGGCGGCAGCAACAGCCCGAGGAAGGACCGGAGAGGAAGGACAUGGAAAACCUCCUGGCUCCUGAUCGUCGGGCAGAGCUUUGUCGGUAUCUACUAGACCAUAUAGCCCUCGAAGAUGUGCGCCCCAGCACGACGGCGCCCGCCAGCAACGACGAUACCCCUUCGAAGGGUUUAGAAGUGGUGGCGGCGGGCAAUGUUGGGAUUGAGGUCGAGCUCCGGGCGGCGUACAAGUCAUACAAGGCUUGGGCGGCAGCGAUCAACGCUCCGGUGGAUCGCGACCCUCUCCGAGGAACACUACAACAGCAGCAUUCUCCGGAGCUCUCGCCGUCCGACUUCGUCCUCGUCUUGCGGCCGGACAUCGACAGCGAUGAACACUUGCUGCCCAUCCACGAGAGCCCGUGGACCCCGGACGGAAAAACGUGGUUUCAGGCAAAGGUUAGCUUGCUUCAGGGUGCUCCAGCGGCAUCGGCGCCGGUAGCGGCGGUGACCGCCGUCGGGCCUCGUGGGAGUCACACGAACGGUGAGAGAGGCCGCGGCGCCGGCUUGCUGCCCCUAGGAAGAAACCACACUUGCAGCAGCGUUGGGGAGGGCUCAAAGCCAUUGAAAAAUGAAGAACUCGGAGAAAAAAGUGGGGGGCUGUCGGUUACGCUGAGGCCGGAGGGGGCGGGGCAGAGGAGAGCGCGCCUGGAGAGAGAGGCGAUUGCGGCGAUGGCCCAUGAAGACCAAAGGUCGAGGCUGGUCGGCCGGGGUGUGUCCAGACUGGACAAGGAGGCGGCGGGGAGAGCGGCGGCGGUCGAAGAGGCUCGCCGGUCAUCGAGGCUUGCGGCGGCCGUGUUUACCACGAGAACUCGCAACCAAAACCGCGUCGAAGCGCUUCUCCGCCAGGAACAGGCGCAAGCCAAGAUUUGGGCAGAACAAGACCUCGUGUCCGCGCGACAAGCCGCCGGGGAAAUGCUGCCCCUCCUGCGAUUGGAGACCCGCCCCAACGAAGGUGGUGAACAAGGGGCCCUCCCGCUGCUACAAAUGAUGGACGCUACCACGUCCAACGACGACAACCGAGGUAGAAAAGGCGCUUCCACACUCCGGCGGUUUCACGUUCUGGAUGGAGCGGAGGAGCCAACAACAACGGCAACGCCGGUGGCAAAAAGGUCGCUGGCGAAAACCAAGUUGGGCCGGUCGUUUGUGCUGCAGAGGGGACGGGAGGUAGUCGCACCACCGGGGGAAGCCAAGGGCGGCACGGGAACCGCGGUAGGGAGGACGAGAGAUGAAGAGGUAUUGCCCGCACCUUUGCGGGGUGUUUGUGUUUCUCGCUUGCCGGAAGGGCUAGAGAAGGGGUUGGUGCCGUCAGAGCGUCGGUAUCGAGGAGAAGGCUUCCUCGAGCGGCAUGGAGCAAGAUCUGGAUCAGGAUCAGGAUCAGCAUCCUUCGCGUGCUAUGCUGGCGUUAUGCAACGGCGACCAAACGGCGACAGCCGGCCCACGCCUCUAGUGCAACAAGUGCUGCGACUAGAGCGAGGAUGUGGGAGGGUGGAUGAUAAGAACAGGAAUGGCAGCAGUGCGGGUACGACGACGGUGACGACGAGGGCGACUUCGGUUGUAGCCGUAGUGAGAGCGGUCCUCGAACCGGCCGCCGCGAACACGUGCGACUGCGAUGGCACCGCCGGGCACGAGCAGGACGAUCGUGAUGCGGGGCGGUGCGAGGUACGCACCGUUAUUCGAGUGGAGGCGUACCUCCCUGACUCUUCGACGACCGUAGCUCUCCACGUCAAGGUUCCCCCAUCCCCUUCCACUUCCCCAAAGACUACCGUUGAGGGUGACGGCACACUACCAACAGAAGUCCACAAGAAUGAGGGCGGAGAAGACCAGGCAACGUUGCCUCUACGGAUAAAUGUUGCCACUAGUUCUUGUAUCAAGGGUGGUGCACCUGUUGCAGCAGAUACGGAAUGUAAGGAGCGACGGGAAUCGCUCUAUGUGGACGCGGAACACAAGCAAGAGUGCCGAUUGCGGAAGAAACGACGGCGAGCGUGUCGGGAUGCUCGCUACGCGGAAGCGAGGAGGGGGGACGCGGAAAUGUUUGCCGUGGUCCAAGAAGCCAUCGGCGACGCCUCCAAGCGCACUUCCUCCCACACCAGGUCGCAAAAGGGGGGGAUGGACACCUUCGAGGAGACUCCCAAUACGAAUGAGGGUCUCUAUAACCCACCGGACGGGGAGGGACAUCAACGACAUAAACACAACAAUGCAUUCAGUAUGCUGCUUGUUCGGGCGAACGUGGUCGUGCCGGUGAGGCGCCUCCAUCUCGGGUCAGGGUCAUGGAGGGAGACGAUCGGGAAACUGGUGGGCUGCCCUGCCGGCCAGGAACUGCGUGCGCUCAACGUCAACGGUCCUCUAGUCUAUGCCCUAGACUCGUCGUGCCCGGCUCCUUUCAACGUUAAGGCUGAAAAGCUUUUCGGCAUCAGGGUUGGGGAGGCAAAAAAUGUGGAACAACGGCGUCGCCGUGGUAACGAGGCAGUGAACAAAGAAGCCCGUCGGCUGCUGCCCGCUCUGUCUCGGUCGUUCUUUUCGGCCUCGUUCAACCCGGACGACGCGGCCGCCGCGGAAGUGCGGGCUCUUUUCGACAAGGCGUGGCUCACUCGCGUCUCCGAGAUGUUCGACGACCCCGCCAAGGAACUGGAUGCAUGUUCUGGGUUGUACGAUCCCGGGGCCGGCGUGUCCUGUGCCGUGCUGCCACCAGAGUCGGGCAAGAGCCUCUGUUGA